This is a messenger RNA of Leptosia nina, 1617 nucleotides long. The record is from the annotation of a GenBank genome assembly. NCBI's taxonomy places the organism in Eukaryota, Metazoa, Arthropoda, Insecta, Lepidoptera, Pieridae.
AUGUGCAGUAAGGAUCAGAUUACACAUAUCCUUGGGAAGAUCAAUGUGGGUCUCCCGUCGUGGUCGCGCGGUCUGGAGGCGGCGGAGGCUGCGCGCGCUCGGCUGGUGCGCUGGGCGUGCGGCGACCCACCAGCGGAGCCCGACCCUCCGCGCAAGAAGAUGCCGCACGCCUUGCGACGCAAGUGGCCCAUGUGCCCUUGCCUACACAAUGAUGAACCGCCCGAGAUCACCUAUUGCGUGGUGGGCGGCGAGGGUGGUCUGGCACUGCAGGCCGUUACACCCACACACCCUAUGCCCUCGCAGGAUGAACUGGACGCGAAGUUCGCUGAACUUGUGGAGGAAUUGGACCUAACAGCGGUAAACAAGGCGGCGAUGAUGGAGCUACCAGCCGCCAAGAAGUGGCAGAUCUACUGCAGCCGACGACCACCACCAGGGCAAACAGCCGUACUUGCGACAGCACCGCAAGUCGAGGAGUACAUCAAAGCACUUAACGAGAUUGCUGACGCCUUUGCCUCAUCAGAUGGCAUCCCACCGACGGAAGCUUGUGCUCUGGUAGACGGCUUGAAGACAGCGCUUCGAACGAGGGCCCAUAGCUUCGUACUCCGGUUCAUUAAGCAGGGCGGUCUAACUGCUUUGCUGGAAGCACUCCAGAAGGCACCGAGAGACGACGCUAUCACCAGGCAUAAUUUAAUAGCCGGGAUAAAGGCUCUUAUGAACAACUCGACUGGCCGAGCUCACGUAUUAGCUCACCCUACAAGUAUCGACUUAAUAGCACAGUCUUUGGACACUGAAAAUGUGAAGACUAAAGUAGCAGCACUUGAGAUACUCGGCGCCGUCUGUUUGGUACCUGGGGGGCAUAAGAAGGUGCUAGAAGCAAUGAUUCACUACCAGAAGUACGCUGGUGAAAGAGCGCGCUUCCAAGGCAUCGUGAACGAGCUGGACCGCAGUACGGGCGCAUACCGCGACGACCUAGGCCUGAAGACCGCCAUCAUGUCCUUUGUGAACGCAGUUCUGAACUACGGACCUGGUGAAGAGAGCCUGGAGUUCAGAUUGCAUUUAAGAUAUGAGUUGCUCAUGUUGGGCAUACAGCCUGUAAUCGAGAAACUACGCAAAUACGAGAACGAGACCCUCGACCGUCACAUCGAGUUCUUCGAGAUGGUCCGGACGGAGGACGAGCGGGAACUGUCCCGACGCUUCGACAAGCAGCACGUCGACACCAAGAGCGCGGCGGAGAUGUUCGACUUGUUGCGCAACAAGUUGAGCCACACCGCCGCCUACCCGCACCUGCUGUCGAUGCUCAGACACCUGCUGCUGCUGCCGCUGGAAUACAAUCCCCACGCGCAGCAUUGGUUGCUACUGGAUCGUGUAGUGCAGCAAGUUGUGCUGCAACAGCCAUCCGCCGGCAGCCGAGCGAGCAGCCACCAAGGCGACAGCGAGGAAACUACAAAGCUCUACGACCCUGAUGUUGCUCCGUUAGAGAUAAACGUAGCGGAGAUAGUGCAUCUGUUGGCUAAAGAGGAAGAACUCGUGGCCGCUAGGAGUAAAGCUGACAAUCUAGAAAAAGAAAAUGUGGACCUGGCUACAGAGCUAGCGAAGAAGGCCCAGGGUACAGGUUAG